Nelumbo nucifera (sacred lotus) is the source of this 3459-nucleotide messenger RNA. It is a transcript of the gene DEX1, whose product is annotated as defective in exine formation protein (DEX1). Gene Ontology annotation, molecular function: protein binding. NCBI's taxonomy places the organism in Eukaryota, Viridiplantae, Streptophyta, Magnoliopsida, Proteales, Nelumbonaceae. The record is from RefSeq and is a predicted model, not a curated record.
GUUUGUAGGUUAGGUCCACAGGGCGUCCAAGUAUCGGAAACCGCGGGGCAUUUCCAAAAGACAAUCCCGAUCCCUGUAUUCCAAUUUUUUAACUGUUUCAAUCAUGUCCUAAGGCUCGACCAAAGAUCAUCCCUGUCGUCGCCGAGAAAGUCAGAUUUCUCCUGAACCCUGUUUAGGGUUUUUGUUCGGAUUGUUUAUCACUCGAAUUACGCGAUACCCUGGCUAGGAUUUCUCUCGCAUUUGAUUAGCUAACUAUCUAUUAAUUACUUGAACUGAUUUUUAUCUACUGAGACCGAGCUGAAUCUCGGGUCAGGCGAGGAUCUGAUGAAAUCUCCGACGACGACGGUUUUUUUGCUCUACUUCCUCCUUCUUGCAUCUUUCAAUCUCAUAUAUGGCGUCUCCAGAUCGCAACCGGAUGAAGCGAAGAAAAAUAAGUUUCGCGCAAGAGAGGCUACCGACGAUUCCCUUGGGUAUCCAAACAUAGACGAAGAUUCUCUGUUGAACACUCGAUGCCCUCGGAAUUUAGAACUAAGAUGGCAGACAGAGGUCAGUUCUAGUAUAUAUGCAACGCCAUUGAUCGCAGAUAUCAACAGUGACGGGAAGCUUGAAAUAGUGGUGCCUUCUUUUGUCCACUACUUGGAAGUACUGGAGGGUGCUGAUGGAGAUAAAAUGCCAGGGUGGCCUGCCUUUCACCAGUCUACUGUUCAUUCCACACCUCUCCUAUUUGACAUUGACAAGGAUGGUGUAAGAGAAAUAGCUUUAGCCACCUACAAUGGCGAAAUCCUCUUUUUUAGGGUGUCAGGAUACUUGAUGUCAGAUAAACUGGAGGUACCUCGGCGAAAAGUUCAUAAAGAUUGGUAUGUAGGCUUGCAUUCAGAUCCAGUCGAUCGAUCUCAUCCAGAUGUCCAUGAUGAGUUGCUUGUUAAGGAGGCCGAGGCUGCUAGCUUGAAGUCAAUGCUUCAAACAAAUGGAAGUAGUUUGUCUGGAUUAAACACUUCGGUUUCAUCACCAGAAGGUCAUCUGGGUUCAUCAGUGAAUGUAUCCAACACUGAAAAUGAAGGGAAACUAAACUCUAGUCAAGCAGAAGCAAGUGUUAAGCUGCCAACUAGCAUGAAUAAUUCAUCCGAGGAUACUGCAACAGCAGAAGUUGUCAAAGCAGAGAACAUAACAAACCCCAAGAGGCGACUUCUUGAAGAUAAUGAUUUGAAAAAGCAGGAGAGUGGUUCUGAAUCUGAAGAUACUAAAAAGGCUGUUCAUGGGGCAACUGUGGAAAAUGAUGGAGCAUUGGAAGCAGAUGCUGACUCAUCUUUUGAGUUAUUCCGUGACAGCGAGGAUCUAGCUGAUGAGUAUAAUUAUGACUAUGAUGAUUAUGUUGAUGAAUCCAUGUGGGGAGAUGAAGAGUGGACAGAAGACAAACACGACAGGAUGGAGGAUUAUGUUAAUGUGGACUCACAUAUCCUGUGUACUCCAAUCAUAGCAGAUAUUGACAAAGAUGGAAUAUCAGAGAUGAUUGUUGCUGUGUCUUAUUUCUUUGACCACGAGUACUAUGACAACCCAAAGCAUUUGGAAGAAUUGGGGGGUAUAGAUAUUGGAAAAUAUGUGGCAAGUUCUAUUGUAGUUUUCAAUCUUGAUACAAGGCAAGUCAAAUGGACCGCAGAACUAGAUCUAAGUACAGAUACUGGAAAUUUCCGUGCGUACAUAUAUUCCUCACCAACUGUGGUUGAUUUGGAUGGAGACGGGAAUUUGGACAUUCUUGUUGGAACUUCCUAUGGCUUAUUUUAUGUUCUGGAUCAUCAUGGCAAGGUGAGACAAAAGUUUCCUCUUGAGAUGGCUGAAAUUCAGGGAGCUGUAGUUGCAGCAGAUAUCAAUGAUGACGGCAAAAUUGAGCUGGUUACAACUGAUACACACGGAAAUGUUGCUGCUUGGACUGCACAAGGUGAAGAAAUUUGGGAGACACAUUUAAAAAGUCUUGUGCCACAGGGUCCAACAAUUGGUGACGUUGAUGGAGAUGGUCACACUGAUGUUGUGGUUCCAACACUAUCAGGGAACAUAUAUGUUCUCAGUGGUAAGGAUGGGUCACCAGUCCGUCCAUAUCCGUACCGCACUCACGGGAGAGUGAUGAAUCAAGUUCUUUUGGUUGAUCUAACUAAACGGGGAGAGAAGCAGAAGGGACUCACUCUUGUUACAACAUCAUUUGAUGGUUACUUGUACCUUAUUGAUGGGCCCACAUCUUGUGCUGAUGUUGUUGAUAUUGGCGAGACUUCAUAUAGCAUGGUCUUGGCAGACAAUGUUGAUGGUGGAGAUGAUCUUGAUCUCAUUGUUACAACCAUGAAUGGAAACGUCUUCUGCUUCUCAACUCCUGCACCUCAUCAUCCCCUCAAGGCGUGGAGAUCACCUAAUCAGGGAAUGAACAAUAUUGCAAACCAGUACAGCCGUGAAGGAGUCUAUGCUUCGCAUACAUCUAGAGCUUUCCGUGAUGAAGAAGGCAAGAACUUCUGGGUAGAGAUAGAGAUUAUAGACAGAUACAGGUUUCCAUCAGGGUCUCAAGCGCCUUAUAAUGUCACUACAACCUUAUUGGUCCCUGGAAACUACCAAGGAGAGAGGCGGAUAACAAUCAACCAGGUUUUUUAUCAACCUGGAAAAUAUCGAAUAAAGCUUCCUACAGUGAACGUAAGGACAACUGGCACAGUUUUGGUGGAGAUGGUUGAUAAGAAUGGACUCUACUUCUCAGAUGAAUUUUCCCUCACCUUCCAUAUGCAUUUCUACAAAUUGCUGAAGUGGCUUCUGGUUCUUCCAAUGCUUGGGAUGUUUGGUGUGCUUGUUAUACUCCGUCCUCAGGAAUCCAUGCCAUUGCCAUCUUUCUCACGGAACACUGACCUAUGAUAUGCUAGAGUGGAAGCUGAACCACAAAUUGAUUCCAGAAGCUAAGAAAUGUUCUUUGACCAAGUGCCAUUACAGCUGAGGGUUUGUGCUACUUGCUGGGCCUUGAUGCAAGUUCACUAACAACCUAGUGAAUGGUUCCUAAGUUAACCAACGUCGCAGAUGGUAUGGUGUUGCCUGCUACUGGGGCAAUUCACAAAAUGGGAGGUUAGUAAACUUGGUUCUUGGUUGAGACUAAAAUAGUUCUCAGAUCUCAUUGUCCUGAUCAUCCUUUCUACACCCAAUCCCAUAGGAAUAUCAAUGAAACAAGUAGAUAUUUUGUUUUUAGCUACUUGUCUUUGUUCCUUAAAGGUCAUUGACAACUUGUUCAGUAAGAGCAUUUUAGUUGGGGAUUUUUUUUACCGCUUGGGUAAGGCCCUGUUUGGCAUCAAUUCUGAAAAGUUUGAUUCUCAUAAUACUUUCAGAGAAGAAUGGAUUAUGAGAAUUCUCAUCUUCAGAAUUUGCAGCAGUGUUUGGCACAUUCAUCUAAUUCUUGUUUCUUGGAAUCAAAAUUCUUAUACAUAAGUGAACUUCAAACUA